CGUUGUUUGACGUGGAUUGACGAAAAAAUAUCGAAUUUUUCUUUAAAAUCAAAAUAAACACAAGCGUUUUGUUGAAAUUAAGUGAAAUUAAGACACGAUUGUUACGUGAAAUUGUGUAAAUAUGUUUUAGUGUUAAAUUAGAACGAAGGAAAGUAAGAGUUUGGUAUAAUUCUGUACUAAAACACUUGAAAACAAAUAAUACAUGCAUAAACUCACGCCUAUUUCCCAUUAGGGACUUCAAUUAAAACAUUCACUAAAAUGUCGACCGAGGGAAUGGAAAUAAAAAAGUCGCCGGAGGAAAUCGAGGAAACAGACACGGCUGAACCGAUUGAAGUCAAAUGUGAAGUUAUAGAAAUAUCUGAUGACGGUGGGGAUUUGCCAGACGCAUCCACUAAGAAAAAACAAAGAAGUACUAAGAAUCAAAUAGACUACUUAUGCCGUUAUAUGCAGCAGCAUAGAGAAUUUGCGGCUGGCGAAUAUAAAUCGCCGCAACGGGCAGCGCAAAAUGAGCGACAGUGGUUGCAGCUUAAGGCUGCCCUUGAUAAGCUUGGACUCCAGCGCACGGUUGAGCAAUGGAAGACGUGUUGGCGUGACCAAAAAAGGAAGGCGAGGAAGGAGGGCGUCGCCCUAAAAGCCAAUAAUUCCACAGGGAACGGUGCUCACAUCCAAGAGCUAUCGGAUAAUUCAGCCAUGAUAUUAAAUACGAUUGACAAAAAAAAAUCUCUGGGGUGUGGCCCUACAGAAUCUCCCAUUGGAUUGUCUAAAACACCUAAACUGGCACCAAAAUCAGCACCAGAUGCUGUCAAAGGCAGUGCAAUAACAUUGGCUUCCACACCAUUCCUGGUCCCUUUACUGCCCCUGGCACCAAGACCGGUGUCCAAACGUCCACCUCAACCCUCACCAGCACCAACUCCACCACCCCCACAACCUUCUCGCGUUCCAUCAAAGCGUAGACGAUUGCGCGUGAGCCAUCCACAGGAUCCCUUCCUAAAUGCUCAAUUGGAAUUAAACGGUUUAAUGAAAGAAUUAAUUAAAGAGGUACGACUGAGCAAUCGACUCAAAAUCGAACAAAAUCGCCUUCUUAAGAAAUGCAGCCACAGACAACAGUAAUUUCAUCGUAUUGUUAAAUAUUAGUUAAGUGUAUUGAUAAUUAAAACAGAUUUAUUAGUAUUAAAAGUUCAUUUUAUUUUAAGUACUUACCUAAGAG
Messenger RNA from Pectinophora gossypiella (pink bollworm), 1207 nucleotides. RefSeq lists its product as uncharacterized. Lineage: Eukaryota; Metazoa; Arthropoda; Insecta; Lepidoptera; Gelechiidae. The transcript has 8 exons. The coding region runs from base 259 to 1110 and encodes 283 amino acids. The record is from RefSeq and is a predicted model, not a curated record.